CAGCUCGAUAAUCUGUUGGGAUUUGGCGGCUGGCGUUCAAGUGAUGGCUGCCUACUCAAUCCGCUGCUAUUUCCACGGCGCUAAAAGGACAAGUUCAUGCGCAGGGCAGGUGAGACAAGAGAUGCAAACGGCCUGCCAACAAGACCGGUCGACUCCUUUCACCAGACUUGUCAGUAGUGAGGAUCGCAAGCUCGUGUACGUAGGAGAUCACGAAGCUCGUACUUGCUAAGUGGAUCAUCCAAGUGGCUCCAGGCAGAAGCAGUGCAAGGUCCUCCCAUCCUUGGCUCCAGAACGUGACGCCUUCAGCUACUACAUACACGAUGGGGCGCGGUCUGUGCAGCCCAUCUGGCCACCCUGGUCCCUCGUGGCUGCGGCUGCUCCACAAGACGUCUCGGCCUCCGUGGAAGGGAAGGCUUGGAAUAAAUGAGCUCGCCACGCAAACGAUCUCACGGACAUGCGAUUCGGAAGCAGAAGCUGAGCUCCAGCAGUGAAACACGAAGCCGUGGCGAAUAAUGAAUCAUGCUGCAUGUCUGUGACGUGCUGCAAGAUCUUGCUCGGUCGUCUCGAGUGACCCAUCCACUUCACUGUCAGCGCGUCCGCGGCCUCUUCCUCUCUGUGACACCUGCAGUAGUUACUCGGCGCCUACUCCGCUGUCGAGAGCUUCAGCGCAUGCGCUGCGCUAUGCUUUGAUCGAUUCGUUAUGCACAGGACUCUAGACCAUGGCUAGCAGCACAAGACGCAUGCAAUCAUGAUGAGACAAUGCGUGAGCGUCCGACUUGAUGCCGCUUGUUCCUCGCAGUUCUCGAAGACGCGCGCUUGCGUUUUGUUGGUGAGAGUGGAGUCAUUAUUGUUCUGCCACGACAGUCUACAGAGAUACCAACCCUGAAAGAUCGGUUAAGAAUGCUUUUCUCGCGAAUAUCUACCUUGGACUUAUAAGCACUGAUUCGCUCAAUACCGUCUCAGAAUUUUCACAAGUUUCAUUC
Pseudocercospora fijiensis CIRAD86 is the source of this 983-nucleotide messenger RNA. RefSeq lists its product as uncharacterized. Bases 321 to 491 code for a protein of 56 amino acids. The transcript has a single exon. Lineage: Eukaryota; Fungi; Ascomycota; Dothideomycetes; Mycosphaerellales; Mycosphaerellaceae. The record is from RefSeq and is a predicted model, not a curated record.